AUGAAAGAUCAACUUUGGAGCCUACUUCUAUCCGUUUUAGCCAUUUUGGGUUCAAGCCAGGGGAAAGUUUUCAGAGUUAGCAAAAUGGAGUGCCGAACCCUUGAUCCUUCGUUUACUUAUUUCAAGACCUGCAAAGUGGUUCGUGGGGAGAACGGACGAGCUUCCUUGUACAUCAACGAGGUGAUGCUCUACAAGCAGCCCAUCGAUGACAUCAUCCUUAAUCUUGCAAUUUUUAAAAUAUCAAAAAACCGACGAUUCCAAUUCUUAAACGAGACCUUGGACUACUGUCUUUUUAGCCGGCAAAUGUUGGCCACUGGGUUCUUCCGUUUCCUGAUGGCUCCCGUGCUGGGGACUUCGAAUUUGAAUGUUACGUGCCCUGUGCAGCAAGACCUAGUUUUCAAUGGUUUUUCCGUUGAUGAGAACACAGUAAAGGAAAUUCCAAUUCCGAAUGGCGUCUAUCUGUUUCAAAUGCGAUCGGCCAUGAUGAAAAAAUGGCGAACGGAUGUCAAGGUCUAUGCCACUCGAGUUGAUAGGUAUUCGUAG
This is a messenger RNA of Drosophila serrata, 543 nucleotides long. RefSeq lists its product as uncharacterized. The record is from RefSeq and is a predicted model, not a curated record. NCBI's taxonomy places the organism in Eukaryota, Metazoa, Arthropoda, Insecta, Diptera, Drosophilidae.